Molecule: messenger RNA, 4393 nt
Organism: Loxodonta africana (African savanna elephant)
Lineage: Eukaryota; Metazoa; Chordata; Mammalia; Proboscidea; Elephantidae
Gene: TEX35
Product: testis expressed 35
Exons: 9
Coding region: 2956-3612 (218 amino acids)
Cellular component (GO): nucleus
Source: RefSeq, a predicted model, not a curated record
ACUAAUCUUUCCUUUGUAUCUUUAGUUUUCUUCAUUAUUCCUUGCUCCCAAAGGGGUGAGACCAGUGAAGUAUCCUAGAUGGAUGCUCACAGGCUUUUAAGAUCCCGGACGCUACUCACCAAUGUAGAAUGUAGAACAUAUUCUUUAUAAACUCUGUUAUGCCAAUUGAGCUAGAUGUUCCCUGAGACCAUGGUCCCCACAGCCCUCAGUCCAGCAAUUCCCUCAGGGAGCUGGAUGUGUCUAUGGAGCUACCAUGACCUUGCCUUGUACAGGUUUGCACAGACAAUUCUAACUUGCAUGAUACUCUCCUAGAAGUGGGCAUGGCCUAGAAAAGCAGGACUUACUUAUUUUUCUGUUUUAACCCCAAUUUUACAGAUGUCAAGUGGGAAAUGCUGACUCUGGGCUGCGGUGGUCAGGACAGUCCACACCUCAACACCAGAAGAAAGGACGGUGGCGAGCCUGUGCCCUAGGCUGAGGUGGCUUCCGCCGAUCACCCAUGAGAGCCCGUCAUGUUGACCGCGCUUGUGCCAGGAUGUGUUCUCUCUCCUGCCUUCUUUCCCCUGGCUCUCUCUACAGCAGCUCUCAGAAUCUGCCUUUGGCUUCUCUAUUUGGAGACACCCUUUAAACAGCUCGCUGACCUCAGCUCUCCACAUGACUCCUGGCUCUACAAGCUCCCUUGCUUUUACUGCCACCCAGAGUUCCAGGACCAUGAGGAUCUGAAACCAGAAUGAUAGGAAGAUGACCCCCCACCCCCUUUCACAAGGUUGGUAGAUAUUGAGAUGGAGUCAGUCAUUUUCACUAUGAUUCCCUGCUCAGGCCUGUGAGGGAGCUCUGGAAAUCUGUGGAGAAAGGGCCUUUCUGACGUUUGGCCAGUGAAUUUGGGAGACUGAGUUAAGUGGGCAAGAACGAAGGUUUCAGCAGAGAAGGAAGAACCUUGGCGUUCCAACCCCCUAUUUACAAGUGGGGGAAAGUGUGGCCUGGGGAGCUCCCUGCCAACCCUACCUACUCCCCCUGCCACCCCGCCCCCAGUUGAAUAAAGUGACAGACACACUUUCCUUGGUUGUGUUGGAAUAAGAUCAACAUCUAUCACCAGGUUAGGGGCUAGAAACAGCACCAGUAAUGCUGCGAGCAGCUCCUGGAGGCAGUUUCCGGGCUGGUGGCAAGAUCUCUGGUCUCUGAUGGGGAAGAGACCCAAGCAAACUUUUGAAAUGGGAAAGAAGGUGUGGUCAGUAAUUAAGGGGGUGUGGGCAUGUAAUUACUUGGAGUCCAGUGGUGCAGUGGUUAAGAGCUAUGGCUGCUAACCAAAAGGAUGGCAGUGUGAAUCCCCCAGCUGCUCCCUGGAAAUCCUAUGGGGCAGUUCUACUCUGUCCUAUAGGGUCACUAUGAGUCAGAAUUGACUCGAAGACAACGGGUUUUUUUUUGGCGGGAGGGCAUGUAAUUAGAAGCCCUGGUGGCAGAGUGGUUAAAAGCGCUUGGCUGCUAACCAAAAUGUCAGUGGUUCAAACCCACUAACUGCUUCGUGGAAGAAAGAUGUGGCGGUCUGCCUCCCUAAAGAUUAUAGCCUUGGAAAUCCUAUGGGCAGUUCUACACUGUCCUUCAGGUUCACUGUGAGUCAGAGUUGGCUCACUGGCAGUGGGUAUAGUUUCUGUUUUUGUUUUCUUCUUUGGCAAUAAUAGGCCAUGGCGCUCACUGGUGUGGCCUCUCCUGGGAGAGCUCCUUCUCCCCUUGCAGAGGGGCAGACUUUGUUGUUUUGAACCUGACCUGAGCCCCUCACCUCCAUGGCCAAGAUACCCCAGACCCAAAGCUGCGAUGACCCCAGGCCAGUAUGUGGGACCUGGGCAUUGUGACCUCAGCUGUUGCACACAGAGAGGUGGUCACCUGCCCUUCCCUGGACCUGUAAUUUGCAUAGGAGUGGCCUGGUCACAGGGGCCCUUGCGGGGAGGCUGGGAAGCUGAAGAACACUCUGGCCUACUCCACUAUGUCGGCCAAGAGGGCGGAACUGAAGAAAGCAAACCCGGUAAAGGAGAAACGUUGCUCAACAGUGCAGGGCCUCUUGGAGCUCCUUCUGUAUGGAGAUGGGGUGGGGGACAGAGAAUGCACCUAAGAGCCCUUGGCUUUCUUCCUCUUUGCUUGGAGCAUGAGGUGGCCUCUUUGCCUGGAAUGGGGGGCGGGAUUAAUCCUUGGCCUUGGGGUGGGAAGGAAAGAGGCCUCUGCUGACUCCCUCUGGGCACAAGGAACACUGUCAUACCCUCACGUCUGCUCACGGAGCCACGACCGCCAGACAGGCCUGCACCACGUCAGCAUCUGACAGGCAUGUCUAAGGGUCACAAAUAACCUUACCUGGUAAAUAGAAUGAUCACUCCCAUUUUAUAGAUGAGGAAACAGAAGCUCAGAGAGACUACGUACCUUGCCCAAGUUGACACAGCUAGUGAGGACAGCUGAGAUUAGAACCUAGGUCUGUCUGUCUCCGAAGCCUGUGUUCCUGGAACAAUACUUGGCUUCUUUAAAUUUGUCUUCAAGUGCGCUCUUUGCCCAGGCUCUUCCAGUAGGGACAGGGCUGCCUGCUGAAUGGGCAGGCGCAUGUGUGUAAGAAGAGCAUAACCUGACCAGAUCUGAGUUGUCGUGAGUCAGGUAGGGCUGCUGGGGGUUGUGUGGCCUGAGCUCAAGCAGAGCUGGGCAGGAAGGUUAGAGUGGGGUGCUCUUACCAGGUCAGAGUGUUAAACCGGUUGCCGUAGAGUCUACUCUGAUGCCUGGCAACCCCACACGUGUCAGAGUAGAACCGCGGUCCACAGGGUUUUCAAUGGCUAUAAUCUUUCUGAAGUAGAUUGCCAGGCCUUUCUUUUGUGGCACCUUUGGGUAGAUUUGAACCACCAACUUUUCAGUUAGUAGCUGAGCCCUUAACCGUUUGUGCCACCCAGGAACUCCUAUGACCUCCUUGGCCCUCCCACAGUCUUAAUGAUUGACAGGCUGACUUCCAACUGCUUCUCUCUGCAGAGUAAGAACUACAAGACAGCUUGCCUGGAAUUGAAGGCAGAGCCGACCAAAACGUAUGACUACAAAGGAGUUAAACAAGAAGGGCCAACUACCAAGAUAGGAGGGACAAAGGAGUUAAAGAAUGAACUCAGGGAGGUGAGGGAAGAGCUCAAGGAAAAAAUGGAGGAGAUAAAACAGAUAAAAGAUAUAAUGGACAAGGAUUUUGAUAAACUCAAGGAAUUCGUGGAAAUUAUGAAGGACAUGCAGAAGGAUAUGGAUGAGAAGAUGGACGUCUUAAUGAAUAUACAGAAAAGCAACAAGGUACCCCUUAGAAAACGACCAAAGGAACAGCAAGAACUCAGAUCGAUGGAGAAGACUGACUCAGACCCACCAUUCAGGCUCAAUAGAAUGGAUAAAGUUGAUAGAGCACCAUCUGUUCGUCUCAGGAAGAUCAUGGCACCACAAAAAGUAAAACAGGACACACUGGAUUCCAUUCAUUGUAGGACCUGCGAAACUUCCACACCAGGCCUGGGCACCUUUCUCACCCUUGACAUCCAGUGCUGCCUUCUGAUUCAGCUGUACUUCAACUCCAGUGCAACCAACAACAUCCUUCCAACCUUGUACAGUCAUAAAACUUAACAGCAGCUCCUCCCCACACCUUGAGCUAUACAGUAAGGGCUUCUUGCCCUCUCAAAUACCACCCCACCCCAGGCCUCCACCAGGAGAUUAAAAUCUUCAUUUAAAGCCAAAAGGGGAUCACCAUGUUGAGUAACAGUCCAAAACUUGAGUGUGCAAGGAGUGUCAUUUUCUCAUUCUAAAUCAGCAUAUUUCAGACUCCAACACAUCUUCCUGCUUCCUGGUGAAUUAGUGGGAAAAUCCACCUUGGUCAUCCUCAAGAUUUCCCCUACACCACCUCCUUCCACCACUCCACCUUAUUCUGCAGAGGUCCCAGGUCUUACAUUAACAGGUCAAAACACAGGAGGCCAUGUCUGUCUGUUCUGGUCUCAGAAGAGACCCCUGCUGUCUUAUCCAUCUGGUCCCUUCCUGUCCUCAACUUCCUGCUCUUGCAGUAUGCAUAGUGCCUAAUGUCUUGGGGAGUGCAGGAACCCCCAGGCCCAGGCCUGCACUGUUCCCUCUGAGGUAUCAUCACCUAGCAGGGUGGGGGUUCCCACUGUUCAUGGAAUGGAGUCCCCUACCUGGGCUCUGAGGAUCCACCUCCUGGCCUCCUCCUUCGUCUUCCCUUCCCUGAAGGAGACGUACCCUUCCAGAGGUCUUAGACCUUUGCAUAUGGGGAGAUGAGCCAGGAACCCCUGACUGCUCCACUCUCUGCUCUGCCCCAAAUCCCCUGAGGGAAGGUGAAGCUUGGCUGCUAGCUUGAAAUGAAACCAAAGACAUGGAUAACAGUAUUUUAAUAAAUUAC